AUGGAAAACUCAUUGGAAAACGUCGACACCGUCGUCGAGGAGGUGAUGGAAGAGAUCAUAGCUUCAGUGGUUUCGGACUCGAGCCAAAUCGAGUCGACCGUCCACUCGGUUCUCCGGGACAUCAUGGCAAUGGCAUUUGGACACCAUAAUACACAACUGGAAACCGACACCGUUAAAGUGGAAUGCCGAGACAGACGGAUGGUCGCCAUCGUAGAUCAGUUGGUCGACGCAAUGGUGCACCUUGUGUCGGAAACGUUGUCCGCCGCGCCGCACGUA
Messenger RNA from Macrosiphum euphorbiae (potato aphid), 276 nucleotides. The record is from the annotation of a GenBank genome assembly. NCBI's taxonomy places the organism in Eukaryota, Metazoa, Arthropoda, Insecta, Hemiptera, Aphididae.